AUGGGCCGACCACGCUCUCUUGUCCCGCCCUGCAGGUUCUGCCAAAAGCAGUUCAAGCGACAAGAACAUCUUCGGCGACAUGAGCGCACCCAUACACACGAGAAGCCCUUCAUAUGUGAAUGUGGCGGAAGAUUUGCACGACAAGAUAUGUUGACGCGCCAUCUACGGCUGUCUCACAAGGACAGCCCCCUGUAUUCUGAUGUAAAUGUUGAUGAUCCAUCCUCGCUACCCCAGCAGGAUGGGGAAUCGAACCUUUUCGGCGCUCUUGAGCUUGAUGGCACCCAGGGGACCGGCUCCACCAUUACUGAGGCUGGGUUCUCUUUAUCCCAACAUAUUCCUACUUGCGACCCGCCAGACAUUCAAAGUGACCCUAUUGGAUUCCCCAUUGAAGCAGAUCCCAUGGGAACUGUGGCAGAGAAAACUGCUGAUCAAACAAUACCGUGGAAUGAGACCGAUGAUUUAGACUUUCUUUGGAACGAUUCGCGUCCAUUUUCGGAGGUUCUACCUGCUAGCUUCUUCGACACGAACCUCUCUUUAGUGGAUAUUUCCCAACAAUAUCAAGUUCCUCUCGUGGAGCAACAGCAAAGCUCCGAACAAGCAGAGCAAGGGCAACCAAAUAUCAAUAAUCCCCUAGACAUAAACACAGAGCCCAACAUGGACCACGAAAAUCACCCCAUCGCUGCCGAGGAAGAGGGAGAUCCAUCUCAAAACCGUGAAUUGAAAGGGAAUUAUGCUCCUUCAGUUUCCCCUUGGAAACUGACGCCUUCAGAUUAUGCAGGGCUUUCCAAUGACAUCAAGGAGCUCGCCUUUGUUCUCCCGUCAUCUUUUUCCUUGCCUUCCCGACACACUGUCUCUCGCUUCCUGGAAGGAUUCUUUCGCAGUUAUCAUGAUCAUAUGCCAUUCCUCCACAUCCCAUCCUCCUCUGCGUCCACGCUCGGCACAGAACUCAUUUUAUCACUGGCGGCGGUGGGAGCGUUCUAUCGCUUUGAAGAUGCAAAAGGGUACAUGAUUUACCAUGCCGCACGGACACUCAUCAACUGGCGUCUCGACCAACGCAGCGGCCUGGGAAUUUCGGAUCUAACAAAGACUUCCCACGGCUACGCGGAUACUUCGAACAUACGAGAUCCCCCGAAGAGCUGCCCUACCAUCAAUAACGAUGAAGAUGCUCACACUGGUUUAUCUAGAAAAACUCCGAAGCUUUUACGUUUGUUGCAGGGACUUAUAGCCUUGAUGACCGUGGCAUCAUGGGGCGAUCGUGCUGUAGUGGGUGACUCACUCUCGAUGUCCGGCCAAGUCGCUAUGUUAGUCCGUGAAAUCGGCAUCUCUAAACCGGACGCAGGCCACGAGACAUCUUCUUGGGAAGACUGGGUGGAGACGGAGGAGCGCCGUCGAACACUAUGGGUGGCAUAUGCUCAAUCCAACUUACUAUGCCUGGCCUUUCAUUUUCCACCUACGAUCCUGAACCAGGAAGUACUUUUGACCUUGCCAUCUUGCGGCGAAGAAUGGAACGCCUCGAAUCGCCAAGAAUGGAGACAUAUGCGAAGAUUUCAUAUACCUGACUCCAGAAACUUCCAGCAAGCUUUGGGAGAGAUUCUCCAGGGGCAUCAAAUUCACGAGCCGGUGGCAAUCUCUGCCUUCGCGAAUUAUGUACUCAUCCACGGCUUAUUUCAAGAAAUCUUCUUCGCUCGCAACACAUCUUCUCUGGUAGAUCAAGCCACCGGGUCUUUUUCAAUGAGCUUCGUGCAGGCAAUGGAAUCGGCACUGCGAGCUUGGCAAAAUUCCUGGGAGGCAACCUAUGAGUCCACCCUGGAUCCCUUAUCUCCUAGAGGUCCUAUGGGAUUCAACGCGACAGCAAUUUUGCGCUUAGCAUAUAUUCGUCUCAACGCCAACACAGGACCGCACCGUCAACUAAGUACUCGGAAUGCCGAGGAAAUUGCCCGUGCCCUUAUCGAUGGCCGACCUGCUGUCUGUCAACGUUCCCCGUUUCUUGACCGUGCAGUUUUGCAGUGCAUCCACGCACUAAGCGUUCCUGUCCGGUCGGGAAUAAAGUUCAUAGCACGCACUCAAACGCUGAGCUGGAGCAUGCAGCAUUCGCUUUGCAACCUUGAAUGUACAUUCCUUCUCAACCAUUGGCUCCAGGAGAUUGCUCGAUGUAUAGAAGUGUUUGGCGUUCAAAAUUUACGGGACGAUGAGCGUAAGCUCCUCCGCAUGAUUUAUACUGUUAUCAGAGAGGCAGAUCUUACCGAGCUUUUAAAUUGGGCGGAUGAUGAUGCGGAAGCAGUCCGCCGUCUCGCAGCAUCUACCGCUCGACUGUGGGUGGAAACCUUUGGAGGGUUUCAUGUAUUCAAUAUCUCUCAGGUGAUAGGCGAGAGCGUUACAAUUAUUGCUGAUCUCCUGGAUUCACGGCCGGCUUCGGUUUGA
Penicillium crustosum is the source of this 2421-nucleotide messenger RNA. RefSeq lists its product as uncharacterized. The record is from RefSeq and is a predicted model, not a curated record. Gene Ontology annotation, cellular component: chromatin. The transcript is spliced from 3 exons. Gene Ontology annotation, molecular function: RNA polymerase II cis-regulatory region sequence-specific DNA binding; zinc ion binding; DNA-binding transcription factor activity, RNA polymerase II-specific. Bases 1 to 2421 code for a protein of 806 amino acids. NCBI's taxonomy places the organism in Eukaryota, Fungi, Ascomycota, Eurotiomycetes, Eurotiales, Aspergillaceae. Gene Ontology annotation, biological process: regulation of transcription by RNA polymerase II; DNA-templated transcription.